GGUACACGAAUGAUUCCGACAAGGAUGGCAUAGCUAAACUUGAACAGAGAAUAAUGCAAUUUCGAGUGUAUGUAUAUUGGGCUAAAGGGCCCAAACGUAAGGCCCAAAUUAGAAGAGUGUUCCAGAGAAAAGGAAAAAUCUGAGAAAAGAUUGAGAGAGAGUCAGAAAAAGCUGUUGUCAAGAGAAGAAGGAAGAGAGGAGAUAAAAAGCCAAACAAAUGGCGUUCAAUAUCAUAACACCUGGUCGUGUUUAUUCAGCCACGUCUCUCACUUUCGUUUCCACCAUUAAAGCUGCUUUCGUUAAACCUCCUUUGGCCUCUCCGUCUCGUCGUAACCUCCUUCGUUUCUCAUCAUCUCCUUUGUCAUUUCCGUCGCUCCGUCGAGGUUUCCACGGUGGUCGUAUUGUGGCAAUGGGUUCUUCUGCUCCUGAAUCGGUCAAUAAGCCGGAAGAAGAGUGGCGUGCGAUUCUUUCUCCUGAACAAUUUAGGAUUCUCAGACAGAAAGGCACUGAAUAUCCAGGAACUGGAGAAUACAACAAAGUAUUCGACGAUGGCAUCUAUUGUUGUGCAGGAUGUGGAACUCCUCUCUACAAAUCCACCACCAAAUUCGACUCUGGUUGUGGCUGGCCAGCUUUCUUUGAUGGACUCCCCGGAGCUAUAACCCGAACCCCUGAUCCAGAUGGGAGACGAAUCGAGAUCACAUGUGCUGCUUGUGGAGGACAUCUUGGUCACGUUUUUAAAGGAGAAGGUUUCCCUACUCCUACCGAUGAGCGACACUGUGUAAACAGUAUCUCUCUCAAGUUCACACCAGAGAAUCCGACCCUGUAAUAAUAUGAUCACAGAAAAAAAGACGUGAUAAUAUAGGUGUGUUGUGUGAUGCUUCUGUCUCUCUCUCGUACUGUGUUUUUGUCUUUUUUCUGUGAGACUAAUGUUUACUUUUGAUGGUUAAUAAUAAGGUCGUUGAAUAAAGUCUCCAGACUUUUUGUAUCGUCAUGGCAGAUUUUUCUCAGGCUGGUAAAGUUAAUAGUGUUACUAGUUUGCAGAGAAAAAUAAAAUGAUUUAAGAAAUGACUCAAAGCACCUGGUGUCAACCAGAGUUUUGGCAUGGGUAUGCACCAAGAGGUCCAAGACCACCCCGAAAUAUUCGAAUUAUGGGUUGUCUUGCUUUUUAUAUCUCUCUAUUCUUUUGGCUUUGGAUGCAUCAUACUAUUGUAAAGCCAGUUGGAUGUUCUCUUAAACUCUCAUGUUGUGGAACAUAUUCUCCAUGGUCAUCGAAUGCGUCUUGUGCUUAAGAUAGCAUUUGAAGUCACAUGGAAAGCUUCAUUUAUAGAGCCCUUAGGUCGUGGAAGAUAACCUGCUGCUAUUCUACUUGUUCCGAUAAACUAUGCAAAUUUCGCCAUACAUAC
This is a messenger RNA of Arabidopsis thaliana (thale cress), 1403 nucleotides long. RefSeq names its product methionine sulfoxide reductase B 2 (gene MSRB2). The transcript has 3 exons. NCBI's taxonomy places the organism in Eukaryota, Viridiplantae, Streptophyta, Magnoliopsida, Brassicales, Brassicaceae. Gene Ontology annotation, cellular component: chloroplast. The coding region runs from base 218 to 826 and encodes 202 amino acids. The record is from RefSeq and is marked reviewed. Gene Ontology annotation, biological process: response to oxidative stress; protein repair. Gene Ontology annotation, molecular function: peptide-methionine (R)-S-oxide reductase activity; oxidoreductase activity, acting on a sulfur group of donors, disulfide as acceptor.